Molecule: messenger RNA, 2990 nt
Organism: Alosa alosa (allis shad)
Lineage: Eukaryota; Metazoa; Chordata; Actinopteri; Clupeiformes; Clupeidae
Exons: 6
Coding region: 62-2890 (942 amino acids)
Source: RefSeq, a predicted model, not a curated record
CUUAAACACACUGAAUUGGUGCAGACAGGCUAGUGUGUUGGCCUAUGCAAACAUUUUUGGAAUGGCGUCGGUAGGUCGGCAAAACUUACAGGUGUGGAUGUUCUGGCUUCUCAUAGCAAGUUGUGGAGGUCUGAAAGAGGAUGACGUCUUAAAAUCUCCAAAGAAGGAAAUAUUCACGAGACGAGACUAUUCAAUUCAUGCAAAGCGUUCACCACAGCCAUCUAUUAAGCGGGUAGUAUACUACGGACAUUUAACAAUGGGAACUAAGAAAUUGAAUCUGUCUGCUGAGGGGAACCCCAUUGCCAAUGAUGCCGAGUUGUUCAGUGGCUCUUUUGGAGACAGUACUGAUUAUCAGUCCGACUCUUAUUCCCAUGUGUUUAAGGGACCAGAAGAUGUUGCUGAAGGAGUUUUCAGUCAGAACAGGAGGACCCCUGCUGUAGACCGAUUACUGGGAAUGAAACCAAAGGUCGAAUGCGUUGAGAAUUCAAUGACACUCAAACUUCAUGGAGCGGCUCCUUUGGGGGUUCCUUUUCAUAUAGACAGAGGGAAUGCAUACCCUCUCUCAUUAUCAGAAAUGCCUUCAGUCUGUGGCUACACAAUGAGGAGGAGCUGGAGGGAUUUAGUUUUCAGUACACCAUACGAUGGCUGUUUUGUAGCUCAAAAGGAAUCCAUUUAUGUCUUACCUCUGGUUAUCUAUGGCAUACCUGUGAGAAUGGCCUGCCCAAGCAUUGCCCCAACCCCCCCUUCUGUGACUUGCCAUGCCAGUGGAAUGACUGUAAAAAUUGAAUCCUCUGCCUCUGUUAAAGAUGUUCAAGUGAAGGUCAACAGAAAAUGGGAGUCGCUGAUGGAGGUGUCCCCCCAGUGUGGCUUCAGUGUUGUAGAACAUCCUGAUGGAGUGAUUAUAUCUGUCACGUAUUUGCCAUGUAUUGAAGAACAGGAUGGUAUGUUUACAUUUGAGGUAGCAGCUAAAGGAGACUUUAAAAUCUCUUGUCCAUCUCUGUCUUCUAUGCAUGCUAUGGCCACUGCUUGUCCUGAAUCCUCAAGCACCGCUUGCUCACCUACCUCGUUAGAUGGUCCCCUAAAUCUAUCCCAGACCCUAACAGAAUCUAUAACCUCUAGUCCUCCAUCAGACCAAUCAAAAUACCAAAAUGUUCAAUUUCCUUAUGUCUACAAUCCUGAAGGCGUUGUUGCAAUCCCUGAACCUGAAGUACCAGAAGUACCACAACUUCCACCAAGACCAGUUCUCCAACCUAUUCCGGCACCUCCAGACCCAGUUUACCCUAAGAAACCAGCACCUGUUGAGAACCCUUCCAAAAGCAUUCCCCCUCAUACCCCUGGACCUGUACAGUAUCCAGCACAAUUCCCUUUCUAUUCUUUCAAACCUGAAUUUUACCAGCCUGCUCCUAAGCCUGACUGUGUCUCUCCAAGCCCAAAGCCUGAGCUUUCAGAAGUACCACAGCUUCCAGAAAGACCAGUUCCCCAGACUACACAGGCACCUUUAGGCCCUGUUUACAUGGAGAAGCCAACACCUGUUGAGGAUCCUUCCAAAAACAUGCCUGAUCAAAACCCUGAACACAUGCAGUCUGCAGGAAAAUUCCCUUUCUAUUUUUUCAAACCUGGAUUUUACCCACCUGACCUUGUUCCUGCAAUUUCUGAACCUAAGCUUCCAGAAGUACCACAACAUCCACAAAGACCAGUUCUCCAAUCUACACCGGCACCUGUUAAGAAGCCAGCACCUGUUAAGAAGCCAGCACCUGUUAAGGAGCCACCUAAAAGCAUGCCUGAUAAACACCCUGAACACGGACAAUUCCCUUUCUAUUUUUUCAAACCUGGAUUUUACCCACCUGACCAUGUUCCUGCAAUCCCUGAAUCUGAUUAUCCAAAAGUACCAGAACUUCCACAAAGACCAGUAUCCCAACCUUCACUGGCACCUCUGGACCCAGUUUACCCUACAAAGCCAGCACCUGUUCAGGAUCCACCUAGAAGCAUGCCUGAUAAACACCCUGAACAUGGACAAUUCCCUUUCUAUUUUUCAAACCUGGAUUUUACCCACCUGACCAUGUUCCUGCAAUCCCUGAAUCUGAUUAUCCAAAAGUACCAGAACUUCCACAAAGACCAGUAUCCCAACCUUCACUGGCACCUCUGGACCCAGUUUACCCUACAAAGCCAGCACCUGUUCAGGAUCCACCUAGAAGCAUGCCUGAUAAACACCCUGAACAUGGACAAUUCCCUUUCUAUUUUUUCAAACCUGGAUUUUACCCACCUGACCAUGUUCCUGCAAUCCCUGAAUCUGAUUAUCCAAAAGUACCAGAACUUCCACAAAGACCAGUAUCCCAACCUUCACUGGCACCUCUGGACCCAGUUUACCCUACAAAGCCAGCACCUGUUCAGGAUCCACCUAGAAGCAUGCCUGAUAAACACCCUGAACAUGGACAAUUCCCUUUCUAUUUUUUCAAACCUGGAUUUUACCCACCUGACCAUGUUCCUGCAAUCCCUGAAUCUGAUUAUCCAAAAGUACCAGAACUUCCACAAAGACCAGUAUCCCAACCUUCACUGGCACCUCUGGACCCAGUUUACCCUACAAAGCCAGCACCUGUUCAGGAUCCACCUAGAAGCAUGCCUGAUAAACACCCUGAACAUGGACAAUUCCCUUUCUAUUUUUUCAAACCUGGAUUUUACCCACCUGACCAUGUUCCUGCAAUCCCUGAAUCUGAUUAUCAAGUACCAGAACUUCCAGGAAGACCAGUUCCCCAGACUACACGGGCACCUUUGGGCCCAUUUUAUCCAAAACAGCCAGUUAUUGUUGUGGAGCCUCCCCUUGCUCCCUCUGUGCCUGCACAUCCUCCCACAGAAGUUCCUAUUCAUCAUGUGCAUCAGAUCUAUCCCAUAGUAACACCUCCUACAAAACCAAAGAUGCCAAUCCCUCAAAGCCCUAGUCUUGUACCAAUCCCCACAUUACAAACAACAGAACUGGCAUCGGUACUCUCCUC